Uranotaenia lowii is the source of this 635-nucleotide messenger RNA. RefSeq lists its product as uncharacterized. Lineage: Eukaryota; Metazoa; Arthropoda; Insecta; Diptera; Culicidae. The record is from RefSeq and is a predicted model, not a curated record. The transcript has 2 exons. Bases 121 to 555 code for a protein of 144 amino acids.
UUAUUUUUUAAGAAUUUUUCAAGCGACAAAAUCAACCAUUUUUGAAGUUUUUGCGCAUUAACCAAAUAAGGUUAAAAAUUCGAUAGCCAAAGCUUCGCCAUUUUAUUUUGGAAGUGAAAAAUGACGAAGUUGUACGCGUUACAUUCGUUUUUAACCCAAGUUCAAUCUAGGCUUGGAUUCCACCGGAUUUGUUCAAACUUCUUCGACUGGAAGAUCCCAUUCUGCCAAAAGAAAAACAAAACGAAUCUUCCGUAUCGUCAUCGGCUCCGUCGUCAGCUUACCACGGGUUGGCCGGACACCCUAUCUGGGCUGCAAAAAAAACAUUUUCAGAUACGGAACGGGCACGCAUCGAUAAACAACCGGCAGCAAUCCCUCCGUCAAUCCGCGCUAAUCGCACAUAACUGCGGUAAACAGAAACCACCGGAAUCCGCGGUCGUCGUUAUCAAAGUCUCCGGAACCAAGUUCAACGGCAGAGGUGGUGGUUUUUUGAUCGAGCAAACGCACCUUCCCGUAUCGCAGGGAAGAGGAAAUGCGGGUCGAUUAGAAGAAAGUUGAACCGGGAGCUGUUCCGGUUUCGUUAGAGUACGACGGAUUAAAGUACAACAUGAACAGAAAUAAUGGUAUCGAUUCAUAUU